This is a messenger RNA of Pseudocercospora fijiensis CIRAD86, 1152 nucleotides long. RefSeq lists its product as uncharacterized. The transcript has 2 exons. The record is from RefSeq and is a predicted model, not a curated record. Gene Ontology annotation, cellular component: plasma membrane; cellular bud neck. Bases 1 to 1152 code for a protein of 383 amino acids. NCBI's taxonomy places the organism in Eukaryota, Fungi, Ascomycota, Dothideomycetes, Mycosphaerellales, Mycosphaerellaceae.
AUGCCAGUCGCCGCGAUUCUCCUCGCCCAGCGAGACAUCGGAAGCACAGCCGACGGGGUCCACGAGUCGCUCUCCUCUUGGGACGGUUGCAUGGCGCAUUCAUACUGCAAAUGGCCGGUCAUAGCAGGAAUAGUCGUCGGCUCGCUCAUUGUCAUCUCCAUCCUCUGGUGUCUUGCACGCUGUUUGUGCUGCGGGCUCCAAUGUUGCUGUGGUUGCUUGUCUUGUUUCAAUGCUUGCUGCCCGAGUCCACGAGGAAGCAACCGAGAUCGAGGCGGAUACCAACAAGCACCACCUACGCCGUACCAGUAUCAGCAACCACCUCCGACUCAGCCACCCGCGUAUAUGGCUGGCGGCGCUGGUGGAGGCUACCGCGGCGCUCCAGUCGCAUCGACAGCGACGUUCGACGCGCCAAGCAAAAAGUUCAAUGAGGAUGCUCUCCCGGCGAUGCCUAGCUGGCAGAAUGCCCAAUCUAGAAGAGUUGAAUCGGAUGAAGAAGUUGAGCUUGAGAAAAUAGACCACACGUCUCCGACACAUACGUCCCAAACAUACCAGCAAGACUCUCUUUUAGGCAAGAGUCAGGACAAUUUCGGCACCGAGCGAUACAAUCCACCACAGUUUGGCGACUUGGGAGCUAGCGGCAUGCGCGCCAACCCCUACAAUGACUGUUCCACGCAACAGCAGCAACAAUACCCAGCAAGUCCAUAUAGCAAUCAAGGCAGAAGCCACAAUGCUACUGGAUACUUCACAGGAGCGCAGACGUCUCCAUCAUAUCAUGAGCAGGCACCGCCAUCGCCUUAUGGCGCUCGAAACACAUACAACAACAAUCGUGCCGAGCCAUACUCUCCGAACAGCUUUAUGAGUCCAGUCACGUCAAACCAGUACAUAAGCCCGAUGGCAGGCGGCUUCCACACUGCAGGCCGAACUUCUCCGCUCUCCUACGCACCUACAGAUGCAGGAUAUUAUGAUCGUGCGCAACAGCCAUCAUAUGCUCAGCCCAAUCCGUAUGAGCAGAGCGCAGCACCAUCGUAUCACACCGAAGCGCCGAUAGAGCGCAAACUCAAUUCCCCUGUCGACACGAACCUUUGGCCAACUCCAAGCAAAGCACUGUCCGAGCGAAAGCACUGUCCGAGCGAAAACACAGUUCAAAAGUGA